Messenger RNA from Octopus bimaculoides (California two-spot octopus), 4855 nucleotides. RefSeq names its product adhesion G protein-coupled receptor G6. Gene Ontology annotation, biological process: cell surface receptor signaling pathway; homophilic cell-cell adhesion; G protein-coupled receptor signaling pathway. Gene Ontology annotation, molecular function: G protein-coupled receptor activity; calcium ion binding. The record is from RefSeq and is a predicted model, not a curated record. Lineage: Eukaryota; Metazoa; Mollusca; Cephalopoda; Octopoda; Octopodidae. Gene Ontology annotation, cellular component: membrane.
CGAUAGGGAAAUAUGAAGGGGAAUCGGAAAGUAGUGUGAUGAACACCACCACCAUUACCACAUAGCGGGCCGUCACCGAUGACACCACCAUCACCACUAUCGCCUCCACCACCGCCGUCUCCAACACAUCACUGACAGUAUAUAUUCGACGUACGGGAAAUACUCGAGCGCCUGUUCCGCUGUUGUUCUUGUCACUGCUUCUGUAACGGCGAUUAUUGUCGUAGUCAUUCACCGUUGUUGUAUACAUUUGUGUAAUUGUCGUCCUGCUCGUUUCUUCCACUACUCUAUGGUAAUCAUUUUAUUUAUAGAUACACGCACACACAUCCGUAUACACAGGAUAAAAUAAAAGUCCGGAAAGAAAAAAAAAAGGAAUAUAUUAUUAUACAUACAAAUCAUACUCAUCGCCUUGCGUAUAAUGCGUGUUCCCUUCCCAAGACCAUGCUAUAUUUUGGACUUUCAACCCACUCAAUUACACAAGAGAAAGAUAUGUUAAAAGUUUUGCUUAUUCUUACAGUUACAAUAGAAAAGGCUCGGACGUGCGACCGUCAUUGAUUGUGCUUUGGCUGUUGUUUGACUGUGAUCAAUAUAACAUAAUAUUAUAUUAUAUAUAUAUAUAUAUAUAUAUAUAUAUAUACACACAUAGGAUAUAUAUAUACGUAGUAUAUAUGAUAUAUACGUGUUGAGAUACGUCAGAUAAUGCCCAGACAAUACUGAGAACGUCCUAUCAAUGAUUGGAUUUACCUUUAACUGAUUGAUACGUACAACGGACAGAUUGGCUGUCAAAAUGAAUCACCGGAUUACCAGGCAGUUGCUCUAUUCCAGCCUCUAUUUGCUCAGUGUUUAUACGGUGGCAACAAUAGCCGUCCAAGACAUAUAUGGAGUUACACCAAACGCAAGGAUUUACAGACGUGCGGUGGCUGGUGUGUUUGUGAGAAAGGUAGUAGGGUAUAACAAUGACACCAAAGAGAAAGCUGUAUCUUACCAGCUGUUCACUCAGGGGGAACUGACGAAUGAAUAUUUCAUGAUUAAUAAACACUCUGGUGAAAUCAGUACAAUGACAGCUAUAGACAAACCUGUUGGUCAUCAGUUCGCAUUGAAUAUACGAGCAGCUUUCAAUGGAAACACUUUUCGAAAUCGUCAGCUUUUGGUUGAUGUUGUUGAAAACAACAAAGAAGCGCCACAAUUUUCAAAAUCUUUAUAUUCUUUCUUAGUCUUUCAGUUUGAAAACCCUGGCAAGAUCAUCGGCUAUUUAAACGCCACCGAUGAUUCCAAAGAAGACUAUAAUAGACAGAUUACUUACGAGAUACUAGAACAAAAAUAUCCAAUUCUAUCUUUAGAUAAACACAGCGGUCGCCUUCAACUCAAUGAUACGUUACGGCUUGAUCUCAAGGAUAUCAACUUCACGGUGAAGGUAUCAGAUAACGGCUUGCCGCCAAAGGCGGCAUGGGCAUUAGUUAAUAUCAAAAUUGUCGGUCUACCAGAAUUAAAAACCUUUUGUACAAUUACGAAAGGGAAAACAUCGCAGAUAUGCUGGAAGAACCCGGUACACAAGCUUAAUUAUACAUACAACAUUGAAAUUCGAAACGAAAAAUACCACCAUCGUAACACCGUUUCCGGUGGCACCGAACACUGCUACAAUACGCCGUUACGUGACAGUGGCAAUGAUGUCUAUUUCUACAGAGUGCAAUCUAUAUUCUUCAGUGAAAUUAGUCCAUUCAGUCAAUGGCGACAAGCAGUUGAUAUGCGCCCGGACUGUGACAAAUUCGACCAAUGUUUAAUUCGCUCUCCAUGUGCCCAUGGGGGAACGUGUGUUUCGCAAGCAAAUAAUUUCACCUGCUACUGUACUCGAGGCUGGCGAGGUAAAACAUGUGAGGAUGAAGAUACAUGUGCUCACAAAGUCUGCUUGAACAACGGCACUUGUAAGAUGACGUCCCACAACGAAUUCAAGUGUAAAUGUCCUGAUGGAUAUGUUGGUGAGUUUUGCGAGUUCUCAAAUCCAUGCACAUCUAUUCCUUGCCAAAAUGGCGCCGCGUGUAGAAUACGUUCUAAUGCCACUUUUCAGUGCGAUUGCUCUCCAGGAUACUCCGGUGAAACGUGUGACUCAUUGGACCCAUGUGGUUUGAAACCUUGCAAAAAUGGAAAGUGUAUAGCAGUUACCGAAAAGGAUUUUAAAUGUCAAUGUAAAUCUGGUUACACUGGACCACUGUGUGAUGUGUUUAAUUUUUGUAGCUUAUAUAACCCUUGUCAUAAUAAUGGAAUUUGUAUUCCCACACAGAAAAACUCCUAUAAAUGCAAAUGUCCAACGAAAUAUAAGGGUAGGAAUUGUUCUUACCUCGAUCCCUGUAUUGCUAUCAAUUGUAAAAAUGGAGGAACAUGUCAUAUCAGCAAUAUUACAGGAAAGCAUUGUUUAUGUAAACCUGGUUUUAUUGGAGGAGAGUGUCAAAGGAGAGAUUUAUGUCAUCUUUUGAAACCCUGCAAAAACGGUGGAACCUGUAUCAUGAACGAUAACGACACGUACAAGUGCCUGUGCGUGAAUGGUUCUAUAGGGGACCAAUGCCAGUUAUGGGACCCGUGCAUUUCGGCAACAUGUCCGUCCAAUAAAUCGUCAGGUUGUGUCAGGUUAUCGGACAUUGCUUACCGCUGUAAAUGUAAAGCCGGUUACACAGGGGACCUCUGUGAGUUGGACGCAUCUGGUUGCCAAUUUUCCCCUUGCAAGAAUAAUGGCACGUGUCAUCUGGCAUUUGAUACACCUGCAGGUUACAAGUGCCGAUGCGCAGGGGUGUAUUCAGGAACCCACUGUGAUGAGUGGGAUCCAUGUACAAUAAAUAGUUGUUACAAUGGAGGUACCUGUUCAAAACUGAGUGGUGGAAGCUAUACCUGUUCAUGUCCAAAGGGUUAUGUAGGGAAAAUGUGUGAAAUAGAACUAGCCUGUCAUAAAGAUAUUUGCUUAAACGGUGGUCAGUGUUUGGUAAUUUACAAGCAACCCGUAUGUGUUUGUUUGGAAAACUUUACUGGUCUUUAUUGUCAGGAAGAAAUAACAUGCCAUAAUACAACAUGUUAUAAUGGCGGGUUUUGUAAAAACAACGGCGUUUGUCAGUGUUUGCCAGAUUUUACAGGUGAACAUUGCGAAACUGUAAAUCCUUGUCUUUCAAACCCGUGUCUUAACGGUGGAACUUGUCGAGGAACUACCGAUGGUGGAUUUAACUGUACAUGCAUGCUUUCCUUUGAAGGAAACUUGUGUCAGAAAAAGCUGAGUGCUUGUGUACGUUUAAAUCCUUGCAACGACAGAAGCGUAUGUACACCGACACCUUCUGAUGGUUUUAUCUGCAACUGUAAGCCCCAAUUUAGUGGCGAAAACUGCACAGUAGAAGUCACAUGUCCCGAGGAGCUACAAACAGACAAAAGUGGAAAGUACAAUUGGCCUGAAACUACAUUUAACAAUACAGUGGAACUGCCAUGCAGUAAUGACCCAACAGAUUCUCAGAUGACUGCUUCUCGUCAAUGUUACUUUAAUACAACACUUGGAAAGGUUGUAUGGCUCGAUAUGAAUACGACAUUAUGUCUCGAAAUUGGUCGUGAGAAAGCUUCCGAGACUUUACAGGGACUACAAGCUAUAGCGGAAGAUCCUUCGGCUCUAACUGCCGAUCAAGUGGCUAAUCUAACGGAGGAUUUAGAGAACAUUUUCACAUAUUCGCUUGAAGAUGUUCAGAUGGCUGCUACUAUGACAGAUGUAAUCAGUAACAUGUUAGAUGUCAAUGCAACUGUCUUGACAAGCAGCAACAAACGGAACAAGACCAGCGACAGGUUGAGACAUCUUUUAGAAGACUACACAGCUAAAGCGAUUGUACCAAAAACCAGCAUCAUCAACAUAAGCAGCUCCAACAUUAAUAUGAUGGUGAGAAAUAUCUCAGUACUUCACUGGAACUCGGAUAGUAACCAGACAUAUGAUUAUGGUCCUUAUUUUGACCAAGGCACACAAGCAGUGCCUGAUAAUAACAUAUUAAAGUUCAGAAUUCCCCUGUCAGUCCUUCAAUCAAAGGACAAUGUCACUAAAAUAAUCAAUGAACGUGUACAAUUGAUCGCUUACAACAAUGCAAAAUUUUUCAUGGUUGAAAAUCAAGCUCAACUGGAUUAUCUGGACAAACAGAAAGUAAUUUUUGUCAAAAUCAAAGGCAGACAAUUGAAGAACCUUACCACUCCUGUCAGUUACAUGAUGUCGAAUGUUGAACCUGGAAAGAACAACACUUGUGUGUUCUGGAAUACUCUUAAUAGCACUUGGUCAACUGAAGGACUAACUACCAAAUAUAUUGACCCGAACACCACUUUGUGUGAAUCAACUCAUCUGACAAGCUUUUCUGUACUUCUAAAUACUUCCCCAGGUGAACUGUCAGAAAUCCACCAGAAAAUUCUGAGCUACAUAUCCUACAUUGGAUGCAUCAUUUCCAUUGUUGGCAUUCUUCUUACCAUUAUCACAUAUGGUCUCUUCGGAUGUCUUCAUGGUGACCACUCCGGUAAAAUCCUGCUGAAUUUGUGUAUGUCGAUGUUACUACUGAACAGUGUGUUCCUUGUAACAAGCCAAGUAGAUUCUAUGAAGACAGAAGAGUCAGCAGAAGCACUGUGUUUCACUCUCACCAUACUCUCACAUUUAUUUCUGUUAACGACACUUACCUGGAUGUGUGUAGAGGCCUUCAAUAUGUACCAGCUUCUUGUCACCGUGUUCAGUAUAUACCACAGUCAUUUCAUGUUAAAACGAAUGUUUGUCGCCUGGGGUGAGUAUUAUCCUUGCUUCAUCCAGCAUAUAAUAUUACUAGUAUGCCCGCGUCGUCAAAAAUAAAUGUGAUGUCUUUUAGUUAUA